Molecule: messenger RNA, 2113 nt
Organism: Aphanomyces astaci
Lineage: Eukaryota; Oomycota; Saprolegniomycetes; Saprolegniales; Verrucalvaceae
Exons: 16
Coding region: 28-2064 (678 amino acids)
Source: RefSeq, a predicted model, not a curated record
GCUACGUAACCGUGCACCUGCGAAUCGAUGCGUUGGCCCGUCGUGUGGUGCGUGACCUUGUCGUUGUUGGAUCAAAUAUGGUCCGCAAUGGAUUUGUGUGGGUCUUGCUCUGGUCAUGGCACUUGCACGUCCGCUACUCGUAUCUGCAAUUGCAUGCGAGGGUAUCAAGGCCACCAGUGUGAACUACGGAGCUGUCCAUUGGGCAUUGCUUGGGCGGACUAUGCUGUAGCCAAUGACUCCGCCCAUCAGUUGGCCACAUGUUCCAAUAUGGGAUUGUGCGAUACGACCACUGGAUUGUGUACUUGCAACGCCGGCUUCGAAGGUCCUGCUUGUGAAGUCAUGUCGUGUCCUACAUGUGUAUACGGCCGAUGUGUGACAAUGCGCGAGGCAGCAAUAGCCCAAGACGACUACAAUUUCUUUACGGCUACGACUUAUGCGUUGUGGGAUGCAGACAAAGUCCGGGGGUGUCAAUGUAACUAUGGCUUUGAAGGCUACGAUUGCUCUCUACGAAAGUGCCCCAUUGGCGACGACCCCCGGACUAUGGGUCAACCAGCCGAAGUACAGCAGCUCAGCUGCUUGUGCAACGGAUGUACAGGCUCGUUUGCGCUGUCAUAUCAGGGUUUUUACACCAGCAACAUCCUGCCUUCAGCAACGCCAGCUACGCUUGCUGCAGCCCUCAACGCCCUACUUCCAAUUCGUGGAGUCUCUGUAACAUUGUCUGGUGUUGGCUCAUCUAUCUGUGACUCGGACGGCGCCGUGACGUCGAUCACAUUCACGUACAACGGAAGCAAGGUACCGCCGCUUCGAGUGACAAGCAUGCUCAGUGGCGGCCCGUCUGAAUCGGCCGUUUCAGUUCAAUAUGGUGGCGCCACGGGAUUGUACGAUGGCGUGCCCGCUACAGUCGUUCGAACAACCCUGGCAUACCCUUGCUCCAGUCGCGGGCAAUGCGACAGCUCGUCUGGGUUGUGCACUUGUUUGCCUGGGUAUGGGGAUGGCGACGGAGCGGGACAAGCUGGAACCAUCGCCAAUUGCGGAUUUGGUUCGGCCAAUACGUGUCCGGUGGUGAACGCGCUUACGUGCAAUAAUCAAGGCGUGUGUAACCCUGGCACCCUCUACAAAUGCAUUUGCAGCGCUGGGUUUACAGGGGUCGACUGCACCUUGAUGAUUUGCCCCAGUGGCGUUGCCUGGUUCGACGAAGCCUCGGCCCCAGACACUGCUCACGCCCCUGCCAUCUGCUCAAACAAAGGCACUUGCAACUACGCGUCGGGACUGUGUAUUUGCCAAGCAGGAUUUUCCGGACCCGCAUGUGAAAUCAUGGAUUGCCCUGGAGGCUUAACUCCGUGCAGCGGCCAUGGCACGUGUGCCACCAUGCAGCAAUUGGCAUCCCUAUCGAAGGGAAGCAACGGGGUACUUCAAGGUCUUUCCUAUGGGAAUACUCCCACCCCGUCAACAUGGGAUUCCAAUAAGAUUCAAGGGUGUGUGUGCUCCGAGAAUGUAUACAUGGGGCCAUACGUGGCCGAAAUGAACAAUUAUCAAGCGUACGACUGCUCGGAACGAACGUGUGUCAAAGGAUCCGAUCCAUUCGAACGAAAUACCGUCGACGAACAACAAACGGUCACAUGUUUUGGGGACGGGGGGACGUUCACUCUGUCGUUUCGGCAAUUUACCACCGCCCCAAUUGCAACGUCGGCCACGUCGUCCGCCGUGGUCAUAGCGCUGCAAGCUCUGCCUUCCGUUCGAUCUGUCCAAGUCUCAUUUUCGUCUGGAAGUAGUGUGUGCAGUGUCACAGGCGUGGUGUCCACGGUGCGGUUCACGUAUGCGAAAGGCGCGUUGCCGCUUAUGACGGCAACCACCACGAGUUUAACUAGAUCGAGUGGGGGGGCGCCAGGUAUCACUGUGGGAAGAACUGUGACGGGGUCCAAAUCAAACGCCGAGUGCUCCCGACGGGGCUUGUGCCAUCGCGAUACCGGCCGAUGUGCAUGCUACGAUGGGUUUUUAAGCUCCGAUGGCGACGGCAACAUUGGCAUUCGCGCCGACUGCGGCUAUUCCUCCAUGGCAAAGUAAUCACAGAAGGGUAGUAGAUAAAACUCAACAAGACUGUGUACUACGUCGU